CUAAAGAUUUUCUUCCUGGUUAGGCUACUUACGGGAAAAUUUGGAAACUAAUUUUAAUUUCGAUGCGUAAUAUAUUUGAAUGCUAACUUGCCCACCGCUGAUAGACGUAAAACACGCUUUGUCGAGUGUUCGUAUGUCAGAUCGUUGCCCCUGGAUUGUUUUUGAGAAAUAACAAGCGGGUUAAGGACAAAAGGAAUGGAGGAUGCGUAUGAAAAACUGCUCUCUAAGUGUCGACCUAAACUCGUGAAGACUAUAGCAGGCAUUAAGCCACUACUAGACGAACUCGAGUCUCGAGAUACCCUGAACAGGGAAAUGAUUGCCAACAUUCUGGCAAAAAUCAUUUUGCAAGACCAAAUUAGAGCCUUGUUGGAUAUUCUUCCCCGCCGCCCACAGGAAGCUUUUGAUGAUUUUUACUUUUCGUUAGAAGAAGUAGACGAAUCUAGUUCUGUUGCAAUUCUCCGAGAACAGCUAGAUCUAGCGGGACUACCAAUACCGCAACGGGGAAUCCCAGAACAGGGUGCAGCGAGAAAGGCCGAAGUAAGCCGGGUGUCGACAAAGAAUGACGAAGCUACACGAACAUCAGACAAAACGGUUUCUGAUGCCAGUAAUCGAACAUCAACCACAGAAGGCGCUCGGAAGUAUCCAGUUGGUGAAAGCCAACAAUCAGACUAUUCGAUGACACCAGAAAGUGCGGCAAGACUACUUGAAAAGAUCAGUGUUAGGGAUAACGAUGAUGACGCAGACCAGACUGACAAAAAACAUUCGAUUACAGAUGAUAAAAAGUUGAAAAAACAUUGACGUGAAGAGUUUAUAGUUGCGCGCCACAUUCCACAUCAAACUGACCUCAUCAUAAACAUUUACAAGACUGAUCAUAUUAAAAUAUCACAGCAUGACCAUGUGGAUUAAUUUUAGUGUGGAGGGUGGAGAGGGUGGGGAGGGAGUCUGGAAUGUCGGUGACCGACAUUUUUAGGGAAGCAAGUCAUGCUGCCCCAGAAAAUAUUGAGAGAAAAAAAAGCAACCCUCCCACUGCACACACAGAUGUACAGUAAAGUUAAUAUACGUAUGACCCUAUGUAAACCCCUUAUUCCAAUCUAAAUUUAAAGUUUCCCCACUAAAAAUUAACAUACGUAUUAUCCUAUGUAAAUCCAGGGCACAAUAUUUCACGCGAACCGCGGUUCUGUUCGCGUGUCAGUUACGCAAAAUUAAAUUUACGCGAACCGCGAAUCGUGACCUGUAGACGUUUAGAAAUUAAGACUUGCAAACUUCACGAU
Molecule: messenger RNA, 1271 nt
Organism: Gigantopelta aegis
Lineage: Eukaryota; Metazoa; Mollusca; Gastropoda; Neomphalida; Peltospiridae
Exons: 6
Coding region: 196-798 (200 amino acids)
Biological process (GO): regulation of apoptotic process
Source: RefSeq, a predicted model, not a curated record